GGGUGGAGUUAUACACGCCAGUUUGCGCACUAGUGUGAGGUGUAUCGCCCGUCCUGCCGCAUUUCGUCUUUGUUUUAAGUUGCUUCCACAGUUAACCGUCCUUUAAUUUUACAGAAUGAACGGUAUGGACGAAGAACAAAUGGCCCCACAGACGUUUAUUUACGGUUGUGCGCUUGAAUCUGGAAAGGAAGUCACAUUCAAUCCUGAGGAUGAUACCUUUGAGCAUCAGCUGGAUCUACGAAUGGCGUGUACAGACCCGACCACAAAAGAUGAGCUUCAAGUCGUGGAGGUGGAAGGAAAAGACUCUGAGGGUCAGAAGGUGACCGCAGUAGUGGUUUCUCUGAAACCCUCCAUUCUGCCAUGUGUGUGUCUUGGGGGUUUCACCAUCUCACCGCCUGCAGUGUUCCGUCUGAAAGCAGGUUCUGGUCCCAUCCAUAUCAGCGGGCAACAUCUCGUCAUGAUGGAAUCUGAUGAAUUUAAGGAAGAUUCUGAUGAUGAUGACGAGGAGGAGGAGGAAGAAGAGGAAGAUAUAAUACUGUCCAAGAAACGACCCGCCUCCUCUCCUGCGCACAAGUCUAAGAAAAAGAUGAAAGUGGCACUUGAUGCAGAUGACGAUGAUGAGGACGACGACGAUGAUGAUGAAGACGACGAGGAUGAUGAGGAGGAGGAGGAGCAGGAAACCCCUGUUAAGGCAAAGGCCACACCAAAAUCUGCUCAGAAUGGCAAAAAUUCAAAACCCACUACUCCAAAGCAGGUGAAGACCCCCAGGCAAAGAGGAAAAUCUCCCAAGACCCCACCAACGCCCAAGGAAACCUUGACGCUUCCUGAGAUUCAAGCAAAGAUGACCGAGAUGAUGAAGAAGGGCACAGUGCUCCCCAAAGUCCAGGCCAAAUUCGCAAACUUUGUGAAGAAUUCUUAUAGAGUAUCUGAUGCCCAGGCUGUUGCUGAGCUGUGGAAGUGGCGACAAAGUGUCGCAGACACGAAAUAAACGACUUUUAUUAGGUCCUUUUUUCUUUUGUCCCACCCUAAACCUUUCUGUGCCUCACUCUCAUUCAGUCUCAUUCAAUGCAUGAUAAUUAACAAGAGGUUUAUAUAUUAGACACUGCCAUCUUAUACUGGAAUUAUUGAAGGAGCCACCAAGGACUGUUAUGCAGUUUUUCAUUAUUAUAACAUCUUAUUGCGUGACACCAAAAGCUGUGAUGUAAGUUAAAUUUGUGGUGGAACAAUAACGUGGGAUAACAAAUGUGUAAGAUCAAGUCUGACCUUGAUGUUGGCUCACAGAAUAAUUAUGGUCGUUUGGAAUACCGAAGGUAGCAGAAGAUUGUUGAGUAUAUGAUUUGUUUUUGGAUUGUUUCUUAAGUUGUCUUGUGUUUUUCGCCGGCCGUCCGUUUAAUGGUUUCGUUCACAUAACAUAAAACAUAAGCAGUUGAUGUUUUAUACAUGUCAUAAUCCCUGAAUGCAUCAUUGGACAGCUAUUCCACCAUUUGUAUUGGUACCCAGAGCUUUGAAAGCCUGCAUGGCAGCUGAAUAAAGAAGCCUGGUUUAGUAACUACCAUUCCAAGUUUUCAAUAAAGAUGGUUCGCUAGCCAA
Molecule: messenger RNA, 1590 nt
Organism: Syngnathus typhle (broad-nosed pipefish)
Lineage: Eukaryota; Metazoa; Chordata; Actinopteri; Syngnathiformes; Syngnathidae
Gene: npm1a
Product: nucleophosmin 1a
Exons: 11
Coding region: 116-988 (290 amino acids)
Biological process (GO): ribosomal large subunit biogenesis; positive regulation of transcription by RNA polymerase II; regulation of centrosome duplication
Cellular component (GO): nucleolus; ribonucleoprotein complex; centrosome
Molecular function (GO): RNA binding; histone binding; chromatin binding
Source: RefSeq, a predicted model, not a curated record